Messenger RNA from Ricinus communis (castor bean), 2838 nucleotides. RefSeq lists its product as uncharacterized. The record is from RefSeq and is a predicted model, not a curated record. Bases 301 to 2403 code for a protein of 700 amino acids. The transcript has 3 exons. NCBI's taxonomy places the organism in Eukaryota, Viridiplantae, Streptophyta, Magnoliopsida, Malpighiales, Euphorbiaceae.
AUAAAUAUAUCACUUCCUACACCUUACCCUAAAUCCAAUGUUUGCUUCUUUGUCGCACCAGUCCUAAAAUUUUGCUUUCUUGCUCCUACGGUUCUUGAUGUCCAGUAUCGGCUGCAGAAUUUGUGUCUAUUUCGGUCGAUUCUAAUAAAUGGCUUAGGUGCCUUCUAAGGAAGAAGUAAUUAGAUUUGGGUUCUUUCUUCAGUGUUUGCUGGUGGUGAUCCUGCUGCUGGUGCUGCUUAUCUCAAGAGAGAUGCCAUGAAGAUGCUCAAAUUGUUACAGUAAUAUCUUCAAAAUGCUGAAAUGGCUAGUUUAGGUGGAUCCCCGGACCAGGAAUCUGUAGGGUCUGGGACCAAAAGGUCUAGUGCAUCAUCUGGCAGGUCUCGUAACCGCAAGGAAUUUCUUUAUAGGUUUGUGGACAGUGAAGUCCUGACUACCAAACUUGACGACUGGUAUGAAUCUAUAUUGAAAAAAUCAGCAACAGAAAGUCUUCCAUUUGAUGUCCCUUUUGAGUUGAUAGAACUUCAAAAGUUUGACUAUGCAUUAGAGGGAGUAUCCUUUCAGCAGUUGAUUCGGAUGCCAAAUGCUGUCUAUGGUUCUACAUCUGAUGCUGUGGAAGCAACUGCUUAUCUUGCUAUUGAAGAUUUUCUACAUGCAAGUGUGAAAGGUUUGUGGGAGACCUUUUGGAGUCAGGAUGAUUCAAUGCCUUUCUCCAUUGCCUGUCUCUACAAUUCAAACUUAAAGUUCUACCAGGCUGAGAAAGCGAUAGCUAAUGGAAAACUUGGGGGACUUUGUGCCACUGGCAUUUUUCUGAACAACCCUAGACAUCCACAUGGAAAAUGGGAUCAAAUUCUUGAAUUGGCACUACUGAGGCCCGACAUUAGAGACCUUUCUGUGCGAAGUAAUCAGCAACUUUCCUUAUCUGUUCUAAGUGAGGCUCUCUUCUAUGCUCUACGCAUACUUUUAUCAAGAAGCAUAAGCAAAACAAGUGUUUUUGAGAGUUCAAACUGCGUCUUUGUUCUUCUAGUGGAUUCUCAAUAUGGUGGGGUAGUUAAAGUUGAAGGAGAUGUAAAUAAAAUGGAGUUUGAUGUCAAUAAUAUAUAUGAGUGUUCAGCGGACUGGAUAAAAAAGCAUUCAAGAGUCUCAGUCUCUCCUAUUGAGAGAAUCUGGAACAAGCUUGGAAAUGCCAAUUGGGGAGAUAUUGGUGCUUUACAGGUACUUUUUGCUACCUUUCACAGCAUUAUACAGUUUGCGGGAAUCCCAAAGCACUCCAUUGAAGAUUUAGCAGCUGAUCAUGGUUGUCGGUUACAAACAAGAAGAGUGGAAAGGCAGUUAGGGGAUACUAGAGUCAAUGGAAAUGGUCUAUUUCGGUUUCAGCAACGCAGUGUUUCACCGGAAAUUGUUGAAGUUCAGGAUGAAUCCAUCAAAGUUGAGGCUGAAGGCUUGAUAAUGAAGUUGGAGGUAGGGUCUGUAUUAUGGUUGGAAGAUUCAGACCAGCGAAGGGGUUAUAAGAUUAAUGACAUCACGUGUAAUGCUGAACUACAGUAUUACAUUGCAUCACCUGUUGAAGACCCAGGUAAAUCCUUGUUUCUUUACAUUGGCUCUCAUCCAUUUCAACUGGAGCCAGCAUGGGAAGAUAUGAAUUUAUGGUAUCAAGUUCAAAGACAGACUAAAAUAUUGACCAUUAUGAGACAGAAAGGUAUAUCUAGCAAAUAUCUACCACAGUUGAGUGCUUCUGGCAGGAUUAUUCACCCUGGUCAGUGUCGGAAACCCAGAUCAGGUGUAAACUGUGAUCAUCCCUGGUGUGGUACCCCAGUUCUUGUUACCAGCCCAGCAGGUGAAACCGUUGCUAAUAUGGUAAAUGCAGGCAGAUUCAAUCCGGACGAGGCUAUCAGGUGUUGUCAUGAUUGUUUAUCUGCACUUGCUAUUGCCUCUUCUGCUGGCAUUCGACAUGGAGAUAUACGGCCAGAGAAUGUAAUUUGUGUGAGAUAUGGUGCAAGACAGCCUUAUUUUGUCCUUGUUGGCUGGGGUCAUGCCAUUCUUGAAGAUAGGGACCGCCCUGCCAUGAAUCUCCACUACUCUUCAACUUAUGCUCUGCAAGAGGGCAAGUUGUGCUCAGCUUCAGAUGCCGAGAGUUUGGUUUAUAUGCUUUAUUUUUCUUGUGGUGGGCCUUUGCCUGAUUUGGAUUCAGUUGAGGGGGCACUGCGAUGGCGAGAGACCUCUUGGUCAAGGAGAUCAAUUCAGCAGAAGCUUGGUGAUAUCUCAACAGUGUUAAAAGCAUUUGCUGAUUAUGUAGACAGUCUUUGUGGGACACCUUACCCGAUUGAUUAUGAUAUAUGGCUAAGAAGGUUAAGGAGAAAUAUUCGUGAUGAUGACCAUGGUAAGGAAAUUGACACUUCAGGCUAGGUUUUCUGUUGGCCAAUACUGAUCGGAUUUGGCUCCUGGUAGCAACAUUAUGUAUAUUCAUUAGAAAUCUCUACACUCUGUAAGUUGUUUUCUAGCUCCGGUGAUCUACAUUUUUUUUCAUCUUGAGGACAGUAAGUAGUUCAAAAUUUGGAGAAUGGUUUGGGAUGUUUCUUUGUUUUUUGGAGAUCAUGGGGACCAUAUAGUGAUUUUUCUUGCAGAUCAGCCACCCUAUCAGAUUUGGUCUAUUUUGUUGGAAUUGUGUGCCUGCAGUUCCCACUUUCUGUAAAGGUUCUCAAAAUAUCAUUGCUUUCUGUUUUGGUGAUAUAUAUAUAUAUAUAUACAUUAUAUUAUUUUCUGACGUUCCUUUGUAAAGAUAUGAACUAUCAGGAUUGUCCUGAAAUUUGUAUAAUCUUUUAAGGUCUGAGAUUAGUUCAA